AUGGGAACAGGGAAUGUCUAUGGACGUAAGAUCCUAGUUGCACACUCCUUUUGGGGUCGUGUGGGAUGGUUUUUUUUAGCACUGGGGUUCCCGGGUUUUAUACCCCAGUACCUAGGGUUUGAGUCCUGGUCAGGGAGGUUAUUCUUGUACAUCCAAAAUGAACAAAAUCUCUCUACAUUCUUUACAGACCAACCCACGAUCAGCCAGUCAACCGGUAACUUGGUUGACGGUGUGAACCUUGAUGAAAUAAAGGAAUUUGCCAAGGCGUUCAAAAUCCGCAGGCUUUCCAUGGGUUUGACUCAGACCCAGGUUGGCCAAGCUCUGAGCAUCACUGAAGGCCCAGCCUAUUCCCAAUCGGCCAUCUGCAGGUUUGAAAAACUAGACAUCACGCCAAAAAGUGCACAAAAGAUCAAGCCUGUUCUAGAGCGAUGGAUGCAGGAAGCGGAGGACAGGUACAAGAACGGCCAGCACACCUUAACAGAGUUUAUGGGCACUGAACCUUCCAAGAAAAGGAAGCGCCGCACAAGUUUCACUCCGCAGGCCCUUGAAGUUCUUAAUGGUCAUUUCGAGCGGAAUACACAUCCAUCAGGUGCCGAGAUCACAGCUCUAGCUGAGCAGCUAGGGUAUGAGCGUGAAGUGGUGAGGAUCUGGUUUUGUAAUAAGCGGCAGGCUUUGAAAAACACUGUUCGCAUGAUGGCCAAGUCCAGCCCCACGGCGCCCCCCCCUCCUCCUCCACCCCACCCAACUCUCAAUUAAGGACCAGUGAAAUGAACAAAGAUCAGCGGAUAAAUGAUUAACCAGAAAGAUAGCGAGAAAAAUAAAACUUUAAGAAAUAUUUCUAUUCAAAAUAGAAUACUUUGCAGCAGCAAGAUGUUUUGUACGUUCUGGGGAAAAAUACCAAAGGGAACAAGCUUAAAAAUGCGAUGCCAAAUAUUGGUUGUCAUCAUGAUAUGAUUGAUAAUCUAAUAUAUGCAUAU
Molecule: messenger RNA, 977 nt
Organism: Penaeus monodon (black tiger shrimp)
Lineage: Eukaryota; Metazoa; Arthropoda; Malacostraca; Decapoda; Penaeidae
Product: POU domain, class 6, transcription factor 2-like
Exons: 5
Coding region: 1-756 (251 amino acids)
Biological process (GO): regulation of transcription by RNA polymerase II
Molecular function (GO): RNA polymerase II cis-regulatory region sequence-specific DNA binding; DNA-binding transcription factor activity, RNA polymerase II-specific
Source: RefSeq, a predicted model, not a curated record